CCGAUCACGGUCCCGCAGCAUGAGCCGUGAACGCGACCGUGACCGUCGCAGCCGCAGUGGAUCCCGCGAUCGCCGCUAGGGCACGGGAAGUACGAUGAGGACGACUUUCCGCCAGACUACUUGAAGUAAUUAUAUUUGAGUAACAUCUUUUUAAACACACGCUAUACAUGUAAAACAGUGACGAAGAAGAUGAAAUAAAGUUCAAAUCUCAACAAAAAUUGAAAAAAAAAAAAAUGUAAUUUCACACAGUAGACCAGUUAGAUCAAUUUUUUGUUCGAAUGGAAGUUUUCUCGGAUUCAGGCAAGGAGUCGUUCAUCUUUUAUUUGUAGAAUUAUAUCGAUAGAGAUAGACAAAACCACAUUUAGUAGUUUAUAAGGCCGAAAUACAUUUAAAGAAAUAUUGUAUGUAUGUAGAAGUCACACACACGUUUCUACUUUCAAGUUCAGUGUCAGUAGUAGGCAGGACUCGGUCUCGUAUGGGUGCGUUAGGACUUUUAUCGGAGCAGAAGUAUGAAUUCGUAGGUAUCUCCCAGAAGUUCGACACAAGAGAAAAGGAGUCUUAGGAUCCUUUGGAUUACGGAAAUGUAAAUGUAUUUUUAGUUUUUUCAAGUUACAUAUAAAUAAAGUGAGAUAAAAUAAAUUGUACAAGUUGAA
Aedes albopictus (Asian tiger mosquito) is the source of this 653-nucleotide messenger RNA. RefSeq names its product RNA-binding protein 1-like. Gene Ontology annotation, biological process: mRNA splicing, via spliceosome. The record is from RefSeq and is a predicted model, not a curated record. Gene Ontology annotation, molecular function: RNA binding. Lineage: Eukaryota; Metazoa; Arthropoda; Insecta; Diptera; Culicidae. Gene Ontology annotation, cellular component: nuclear speck.